Quercus robur (English oak) is the source of this 1726-nucleotide messenger RNA. RefSeq names its product AUGMIN subunit 7. Gene Ontology annotation, biological process: spindle assembly; centrosome cycle. Gene Ontology annotation, cellular component: HAUS complex. Gene Ontology annotation, molecular function: microtubule minus-end binding. Bases 451 to 1449 code for a protein of 332 amino acids. Lineage: Eukaryota; Viridiplantae; Streptophyta; Magnoliopsida; Fagales; Fagaceae. The transcript is spliced from 10 exons. The record is from RefSeq and is a predicted model, not a curated record.
UUACUUUUUUAUUUCCUCUCCCCCUUUCUUCUCUGAGUUUCUCUUUCUCAGAACCCUCUCUUUCCAUAACGCCAAGGCCGUGAAGGACCUCCGAUCCUGCAUGGACGCCGACGUGUCCCUCGCUCUCAAGAAGACAAGCUGAUCAAGGUCAAGCUCGAGGCGCUGUGGAUCGGACCAGGACCUCCGUGGUGAACGGGCUGAGGAAGAAGCUGAAGGAUUCGAUUGAGAGUUUCAAUAAUCUCCGGCAACAGAUCUCGUCGGAGUAUCGGGAGAUCGUACAACGCCGGUACUUCACCGUCACCGGCAAAAAUCCCGACGACAAAACUGUCGACCUUCUUAUUUCCACAGCAAAUUUUAUUUGAAGUGAAGUCACACACACUAUCCUCAAAAUUCAAAAAAUAUACAAAUAAACUGAGAGAGAAAAGGAAGAGAGUGUGUGUGUUGGGGAAAAUGGCAGCAAGGCAAAUGGAAGACAUACAGAGAAAGCUGGCGAUGCUGAAUUACCCAAGAGCCAAUGCUCCUGCUCAGUCUCUCCUCUUCGCCGGCAUGGAACGCUACGCUCUUCUCGAGUGGCUCUUCUUCCGGCUAUUGGGCGAUAAAUCACCUUUCUCUCAACAAAGUACACAAGGGGACGCCAUGGAUCGUGAUGAAGAGACUUCUCGCAUCCAAUAUUUGGCAGAGAUCGCAAAGUUUCUAGGCAUUACGACUACCAUAGAUACAGAAGCCAUCCAAGGACGAGGAAGCUAUGAGGACCGCACUGAAAUGCUUCGUCUUAUUGUAGAUCUUGUGGAGGCAAGCAUCUAUGCUGAUAAUCCAGAAUGGAGCAUUGAUGAGCAGAUAGCAAAGGAUAUACAACUUAUAGAUUCUAUUGCAGAAAAACAAGCUCAAAUAUUCUCUGAAGAGUGCAAGUUGUUCCCUGCAGAUGUUCAAAUUCAAUCAAUAUAUCCACUGCCAGAUGUUUCUGAGCUGGAGACUAAGCUUUCAGAACAAUCUAAGAUACUGUUGAAUCUUCAACAGAAGGUUGAUGAUUUGGCAUCAAAGCAUGCUUACAACCCAGAUGAGGAAUAUGCAGGGGUGGAAUCCCAAUUGCGGGCACAUUUGGAAUCUUUUCUAGAAACUGCAAGAUCAUUCAAUAUGAUUUACACCAAGGAAAUUCGUCCCUGGACACACAUGAUGGAGGUACCACAGCUCCAUGGGUUUGGCCCUGCUGCAAAUCGCUUAUUGGAGGCAUACAAGAUGCUUUUGAAGUUCCUAGGGAACUUGAGGAAUCUUAGAGACUCCCAUGCAGCUCUCGCUGUUGGAUCAUCUGAAACAAUUGCUGGUGAGCCCUCUUCUGUAACGAGAAUAAUCUCUGAGUGUGAGUCUGCAUUAACAUUCUUAAAUUGUGACCUUGGAAUUCUCUCGGCUUCCAUUGCUCGUGAGGAAGGUGAAGACGUGAAUUUACGAUGAAAUUAUUACUCAUGUAGUGUUGAUUAGAUGCAGUGUCUUCCAAUUCUUUGGAGACAUUUUGAAAAAUGUAUUAGUUUUUCUAGUAUGAAUGACUUGAAUGUAUGGAGAGUUGAUGUUGGCUGUGUUAUAGUAAUUCAUUUUAGAUCUAAAGCAUGUUGAUGUAGUAUUUGAUAGGUGUGUCACCAUCACCUAUUGUCAUACAUAUAUAUAAUGGGAGGAUUUAUUUAUUUUUGAUUGCUAAGUAAUGAAAGGAUGAGUACAUUAGAUUUUUGUGUUA